This is a messenger RNA of Photinus pyralis (common eastern firefly), 2361 nucleotides long. RefSeq names its product probable ATP-dependent RNA helicase DHX35. Bases 218 to 2272 code for a protein of 684 amino acids. Gene Ontology annotation, cellular component: intracellular anatomical structure; catalytic step 2 spliceosome. Gene Ontology annotation, molecular function: RNA binding. Lineage: Eukaryota; Metazoa; Arthropoda; Insecta; Coleoptera; Lampyridae. The record is from RefSeq and is a predicted model, not a curated record. The transcript is spliced from 11 exons.
ACAUCAUCAUAUAUCAUAUGGCCAUGAUCAGUUAAGCAAAUUACGUCACUGCACAUUUUCGUGCGGUUAUUAAACAUUUCUAAUUGCAGAGGAGAAUUUUCCGGGAAACUAAGGCAUUGUCAUGAUCGACACGUUUCUUAAUUGCACAUUUUGAGGUGCGAAGAGUCAGUGGAGAGUAAUUCUAGAGACGCACAAAUAAUCCCAAUCGUGUUCUGUUAUGAGUGAUUUCAAACCCCGCUUCUUGAAACCGUCAGACAACUCGAGCUUCCUAGAUCGAAACGACGCCACUUUUGUGGAAUCGACGGCUUUCAUCUACAAUCGACAUCUAUCGCAGUCGAUACAGACCCAAAGGCAACGUCUGCCGAUAUUCAACAACCGCAAUCACAUCCUGUACCUACUUGAGAAGUACCAGACGUUGGUGCUCGUCGGCGAGACCGGAUGCGGUAAAAGCACGCAAAUUCCUCAGUAUCUAAUCGAGGCGCAAUGGCCCGCCCAGAUCGGUAUAUGCGAACCUCGCAGGGUGGCGGCGCUGUCGCUCGCGGGCAGAGUCGCCGACGAGACCGGAAGCCUGGUGCAGAGCGAGACGGUGGGCUACGCAGUUCGUUUCGACGCCUGCACAAACAAACCCAAGAUUAAGUACAUGACCGAGGGCAUACUGAUAAGGGAGAUGAUGAGCGAUCCGCUGCUCAAAGAUUACUCGGUGAUCAUGCUCGAUGAGAUCCACGAGCGUACCCUCUACACCGAUAUCUUGAUGGGCCUCAUGAAGAAAAUACUCAAGAGACGCCGAGAGUUACGAUUAAUAGUCGCGUCGGCGACGAUGGACGCCAAAGAAUUGCAGGCGUACUUCAAUAACACGUCCGGCGACCGCAAGAGGGACUCCGCCGUAAUCCUCAGCGUGCACGGGCGACAGUUUCCCGUGACGACCUACUUCGUGAAAGAGCCGAUUCCGUGUUACGUUCAGGGCACGGUCGACAUAGUCCUAAAGAUAAACUCCUCGAAGCAGGCCGGAGAUGUGCUCGCCUUUCUCACCGGGCAGGAGGAGGUCGAUCGGACGGUUAGGUUACUUAGAGAGCACGCGAAUACGAUCGAGGCGGCGGGGAAGAAGGAGAAGUUCGUGGUUUAUCCAAUGUACGGCUCGCUUCCUUACCACGAGCAGAUGAACGUCUUCAAGAGGGCACCCGACGGGUUUAGGAAGGUUAUAAUCGCGACGAAUGUGGCUGAAACUUCGGUUACGAUUCCCAACAUUGUACAUGUCAUCGAUUGCGGUUUCGUUAAGAUGAAGUGGUUCAACGGCCAAACGCACACCGACAGUCUAAUGAUAAUGCCGGUAAGUAAGGCAUCCGCACAACAGCGAGCCGGUCGUGCGGGGCGAGUCAAACCUGGACACUGCUACAGGUUAUACACUGAAGAGGACUACUUGAAGCUUCCCGAUGUGACGCCGCCCGAAAUAAUUCGCAGCAACUUAACGUACGUCAUACUCCAGCUAAAGGCGCUAGGCAUCGACAAUAUUUUAAAAUUCAAGUUCCCGAAUCCACCACCGAUCGAAAACAUCAAGAGCGCUUUGGAACUCUUAUACGCGCUCGACGCGAUCGACAUCGACGGCGAGCUGACGAAACCGCUCGGCUUUAACAUGGCCGAGUUCGCUGUCGAUCCCCUCUACACGAAGAUUCUACUUUCCUCAGGCGACUUCGGCUGCUCCGAGGAGAUACUCACGAUAAUUUCGAUGCUUCAAGUCGAGACGAUCUACGCGAAACCGUCGACGGGAAACUCCUCGGUGAAGGCGCGCAUACAGAAGCGGCACUUCGAGGUGGCCGAGGGCGACCUGAUCACCUACCUCAAUGUGUUCCUCGCGUUCGCGAAGAGCGGCUACGGAAACGAUUUCUGUCACCGCAACUACGUCAAUUAUAAGUCGAUGAAGAGGGUGGUGGAGAUUCGCGAGCGGCUGGGGAAGAUGAUGAGGAAUUAUGGUGUGCCGUUAAUUUCGUGCGAAGGUGAUACGGAAACCGUCUCGAAAUGCCUGGUAGUUGGAUUAUUCCCGAACGCCGCCUACCUGCACUACUCGGGCGUGUAUAAGACAGUACGUGGCGAUAUCGAGUUACACGUUCAUCCAGACAGUGUUUUGUAUACUAUUGCGCAACCUCAAUGGGUCGUAUUUUGUGAAGUAAUGCACACCACGAAGCUAUUCAUGCGAGAUCUACUGGUGAUAAAGGACCAAUGGCUGCUCGAGCUGGCGCCACACUUCUACCACAGAACGACAGUGAAGGAGUGCUGAUACUUCUAUAGCGAUUAACUUUCUUUUUCACGCAUUCCUGACUUUAUUGUCAUAUUUACGUUAAUAAACAAUAAAAGUUUGCAUCUUUU